AUGCUGAUUCUGGGGGAGAAGAAGAUUCGAUUUUCAUUGACAGCAGAGUUUGAGGAACGUCAGUGGUCACCUGGAGGUGUGAACAUCUUCAUCACUCCCCAGAGUGUGGAAUGGGGGAAGGAUGUCACAAAGUUAAAUCUCAGAAGGUCAUCUGAAAAACUUCAGAUUAUCAAUGCUUUUGGAAAUGCCAAGACAGCUCAUAACAACAACUCGAGUCGUUUUGGAAAAUUUAUUCAGGUGAAUUAUCAGGAGACAGGCACCGUGCGAGGAGCUUAUGUUGAAAAGUACCUCCUGGAGAAAUCAAGACUAGUCUACCAGGAGCACAAUGAACGGAACUACCAUGUAUUUUAUUACCUCCUGGCAGGAGCGAGUGAGGAAGAGAGAUCAGCAUUUCAUCUGAAGCAGCCUGAGGAAUAUCAUUACCUCAACCAGGACUGCUUUUCCGUGGAAGGGGAGGACCUGAAGCAUGACUUUGAGCGGUUGCAACUGGCCAUGGAGAUGGUGGGCUUCCUUCCCAAGACUCGAAGGCAAAUUUUCUCUCUCUUGUCGGCGAUCCUGCACCUCGGUAACAUCCGUUACAAAAAGAAGACUUACCGAGAUGACUCCAUUGAUAUUUGUAACCCUGAAAUACUACCUAUUGUGUCGGACCUGCUGGAGGUGAAAGAAGAGAUGCUGUUUGAGGCCCUGGUUACCAGAAAGACAGUGACAGUGGGAGAGAAGCUGAUCCUACCAUACAAACUAGCAGAG
Messenger RNA from Merops nubicus (carmine bee-eater), 747 nucleotides. Its product is annotated as unconventional myosin-IXa-like. Gene Ontology annotation, cellular component: myosin complex. The annotation marks the transcript as partial. NCBI's taxonomy places the organism in Eukaryota, Metazoa, Chordata, Aves, Coraciiformes, Meropidae. Gene Ontology annotation, biological process: intracellular signal transduction. The transcript is spliced from 8 exons. The record is from RefSeq and is a predicted model, not a curated record. Gene Ontology annotation, molecular function: ATP binding; microfilament motor activity; GTPase activator activity.